Messenger RNA from Stylophora pistillata, 3429 nucleotides. RefSeq lists its product as uncharacterized. Gene Ontology annotation, cellular component: cytoplasm. The record is from RefSeq and is a predicted model, not a curated record. Lineage: Eukaryota; Metazoa; Cnidaria; Anthozoa; Scleractinia; Pocilloporidae.
UUUACACAAAACCGCUGAUAAAUAAUUUAUCUGUCUAACAAAGAGGAAUUUUAAUUUUUUCUAAGUUUAUCCUGUAGUUACCACGUUUGGCAUAAACACAAGGUAAAAGCAAGACCUGGAAAGGUUUCUUGCGUGCGAAGCGGCCAUCAGACAAAGAAGCGAAAAAUAUAUUUCAACUUCAAGCCGAAGAAUCUUGACCUGCCUCUUGACAGAAGCGCAAAUGUUAAAAGCUUGGAAGAAUUUUAUCGAACAUGGGAUGCAGUAAUUCUAAAACACUGGACGUCAACACAGAUGUUCCCGAUGCUCCUAAAGUGAAACAAGCCCUUACUCAAGAAGAUGGAAAUCCACAAGGAAUUAGAGUAUUCAACAAGAACACAAAUAUUGGCCAAGAGCAAAACGGCUUUGACAAUCGAGAUGUACAUUGUAAAAGGGUCGAAAACCAUAAUACUGGAGGACUAAUUAACCCGUUACGCAAGAGCUUUAAAAUCGGAGAUGAUGUUCAUGUGCGCGGUUAUGUCGGCGUUGUAAAGUUUGUUGGUGUCACUGAGCUUGGCGAAGGAGAAUGGAUUGGAAUUGAAAUGCAACAAGAAAUGGAGCAAGGAAAUGAUGGAUGUUACGAAGGGAUUCAAUACUUCCCUUGCGCAGCGAAACGAGGUGUUUUUGCUCGACCGUCUGUGGUAUUUCCCCAUAAGGAUUCAAUGGAAAAACGAGAACAAAUCAGCACGAUUUCACCUGCUGGACUGGCGCUUUUGCAAAUGCGCUGCCGGCGGGCAUUAAGAGCCAUUCGUAGGCGUAAGCUUACCCUUCGUUCUGACUUGGAGAGGGCGGUAGACGCUCACGUCAAGUCGAUACCCAAAAGCGAAACGGUAAACGUCACCAAACUGAGCCAAUAUCUUACAGAGCCGUAUGAAAGCUUAAAAAGCAAGGCUUUCGCUGUGUAUCGAUGGAUAACUAUCAACGUAUUCUUCGACGUGGAGGGUUACUUUGAAACAGCAGCAAAGAAAGGCACCGAUGCCGAAAGUGUGCUUAGGAAACGCGUCACGACAAGUGAAGGGUAUGCUAAUUUAUUUCAAGAGCUCUGUCGAUCAUCGAACGUCCCAGCGCGGAAGGUGAGAGGGUUCGCUAAGGGAUAUGGCUACCAGAUGCGGCAGAAAAUUCCUGAACCAAACCACUCCUGGAAUGUUAUCAGAGUGAAUGGUGGAAAGUGGUUUAUUUGUGAUCCAACUUGGGGAGCGGGUAGUAUCGGAGAAGACAUGAUGUUUCACAGAGAUCCCAACGUACACCAGUUCAUGAUUCCGCCCUCUAUUGCUAUUACGAAUCGUUUCCCCGCUGAAGAGAAAUGGCAGUUUUUGGAUGCACCGAUUACAAAAGAAGCCUUUGAGAGAUUAGCUGUCCCUUUAGGCCCUCUUCGUAUGAUGAAUGUGGCUUUGUGUAGCCACAAAGAGAGCAUGUACACUGCAUCAGACAGCGAAAAAAUUGAAAUGACUUUCUAUGCAACAGACAGCGCUAUACUGAAAGGAGUGCUAAAGAACAGUGUUUCUGGGAGAGAACGACCCACUACGAGAAAUAUGGUCCGCGUUGAGCCGGCUCGUGAAAAUAACAAAGUUAAACUAACGGCUCAGUUUCCCUCUGCUGGGGAAUUUGUGCUAGAAGUUAUGGUGCUUGUAGACUCCAAGUGGGAACAUGGAGUCAGAUACUACAUUUAUUCCACCGCAGGCGUUGGAGAGGAAAGAGGGGGAUUUCCCACCGUAAGUCUUAAUUUUAAAUCCCUGGGGUUUCAGUUACACAGUCCACUGAGGAAUAUCGAAACAAGAGACGGAAAAUGUAGCGUUACUCUAACCUGUGGUAAGAAGCGUUUCGGCAUGCUAGAGGGAAGGUUAAUCAAGACGUCCGGCGAGCAAACUGGGAAAGUGGAAGACCACAACCUGUGUUGCAGCGAAAAAACCGAGGAUGGGUUCCGUCUAAAAGUGCACUUGCCGAGCAGAGGAGAGUAUAAACUAAGCAUUUACGCCAAAUACUACGACCCCUCUAUACCUGAAGAGUAUUUGUGCACGUACUUUGUCACUGCUUACAAAGGAGCUGGUCUCGUACCAGGUUUUCCUAUAAUUGCAGAGCGUUUGCGAGCAUGGGGUCUGACCCUUUCAAGCCACUCAGAAAACAUUUUAGCUGAAAAUGGCCAAACUUCCAUUACCGUUCAAAAUCCCAAAGGCGUUUUAUUGUCUGCACAUCUCAAACUAGACGAGAAAGAUCUUCACGGAAUGUGCGCUGUCGAGAACAUGGAAAACGAGUCUGUAAUUCAAGUUCACGCUCCUGAAAGCGGCUUUUUCACGUUGAACAUCUUUGGUCGUAAAACGGUGGACGCGAAAUCUGAAUUUCUUUGCUCCUACACAAUCAGGGCUUUGAAAGGUGUAAGCAAUAAUCCAGGCUUCCCACAGAUCUCAGAACUGUUCAAGACAUGGCAAAUCGAGUUAGUUGACCAACACGAGAAUAUCCUGUCAGAAUGUGGAAGGGCCUCGCUAAAACUGAAAACCCCAGGGAGCAUUUUAGUUCAGGCAACUCUACAACAAGGAGAAGACAAUCUCCCCCACGAGCUCUGCUUCACCGAGAGAGAAGGCCACGUUAGCAAAAUAAGCGUGCAUUUGCCUGUCGCUGGUUUGUACAAACUAAACAUUUUCGGACGGGAUGGUCCAAGUGCUAAGGGACAAUUUCUAAGUUCGUUUAGUGUGCUAGCGACAUCGGGAUUCGGGGAAAACCCGGGAUUUCCGCGCGUAUCGGAUGAGUUUCGGGAAUGGGGUCUUCGAUUGGAGAGUCAUCGACAGAAUAUUACUGUGUAUGACGGAUCAGUCGCUAUCACAUUUAUUAAUCCAAAUGCCAUAAAACUAAUUGUUCGUCUGAUAAACGCCGAAAACGAGGAAACUCAAGAAAAGUCGUGUUUGAGCAAGGAGAGAUGCGAUGAAAGAGACGUUAUUUACUGCCAGCUUCCAGGCAAAGGAAAAUAUACUUUGGACGUCUUAGGAAAAAACUCUUCGAACUCAAAGAAAAAAGUACUUUUAUGUAGUUACUCCAUUUUUUAUUGACUCGUCAACGUGCCGCCUGUGGCACAAGGUCGCUAAUUGAGACUGAUUUCAAAACACGCAGCAAACAUAGAUGCAAUUCUAUGCACGUGUGGCAAUAAAUCGAUGAAAGCCAAAUGCGGUGAUGAAUUGUUGUCACUAGACAUAAAUAUAUAAUCAGGAUACCUGCAGCGAAAAGGUGUCAUAUAAAAUCCUUCUUGCGAGCUAGUUCUAAAACGCUCUGAACUAACAAAAAAAACGGCCAAAUUUGUGAUAGUGAAACAAACUGCACCUAUUGUGAACUAAGUUUUCUCAUGUCUGCCUGUAAGGUAGUUGAAAAGAGGUUGAACAAUUUCGUCAUUAAAGCGUUGUGUUU